Messenger RNA from Trichomonas vaginalis G3, 1293 nucleotides. RefSeq lists its product as uncharacterized. Lineage: Eukaryota; Parabasalia; Trichomonadida; Trichomonadidae. The transcript has a single exon. Bases 1 to 1293 code for a protein of 430 amino acids. The record is from RefSeq and is a predicted model, not a curated record.
AUGUUUUUAGAGAUUUUUAUUAGACAACUAUCAAUAAAAUCAGCUUGGACUGAUUACUUUAAGCAGCUAGAUUACAUUCCUGUUACAGGAGCUAAUACAAGUGCUGUUACAACAACAAAUCAAAAUGUUUAUCUUUAUGCAACUACAGUUCAAAAGUUUACCACAAAAUUUCUUAAUGUAAGAGCUACAAGCGAUCUAAAAUUCUUACUUGAAGAAGUUUCUUUCAAUCAUAAUUUAGGAAAUUCACAACCUGGCAUGCUUUUCAUCAAAAUACCAGAUGGUGGCAUUGUCAUACUUCACAAAGUCAUAUGCUAUAACAAUACCAUCUCUAUUACUGGUGGAAGAGGCUCAUUUGCUUUUAUUCAAGCCGAUAACACAUCAAUUAAUUUAUAUUCAUCAUUAGAUGCAGACAGAUACCAAAAGAGUACAGUUGCCAACCUGAUGGCAAACACAUCUCUCGUAAUGACCAAUACAAAUAAUACGAGGUCAUCUUCAUCGAUAAUUGUCCUAUACAGAAAGGAUCCAACCAAGAUUUCAUAUUCUAGUUUCGAAAACAUGGAUAUUAUUUCAGUUAACGCUGUUCUUUGGCUUACUUAUACUACAACAUCGUAUUGUAACUUUAUUCACAAUACAAUCGUUUAUCCAACCAGCCAGGAUAACGCAAACAUCAGAUUAAACAAUGAUGCCGGGUCUUCGCUCAUCUCUUAUUGCUGUUUUACGUUAAAUGAUUGCGAUUAUGCAGUUUACUCGAUAAACCUGCAAUAUACAGUUAGUAGAUGCUAUGUUGACUAUGGUAGAUUCCAUGGUGCUAAAUCUACCGUUGUAUUCGAUUCAGUUUCGUUAGUUCAAUUGAAUCUUUUUGCAUCAGGUGCAAUUGAGGUAUCUAUACCAUCAACACCUUCACCAUCAGCAGCUCCAAACAUUUCCACGACUCCUGCCCAGAAUUCGACCACAAAUCAAGUGAAUCCUUACGAAAAAUUUAAUAAAAUCGUUAUAAUCGUAACGGCUGUCGUUUCCGUGGUCGUACUCGCCACAGUUAUCGUGUGGUUUGUUGUAAAGUGCGUCAGAUUCAGAAGAAUGAAGAAACAGUCGACACAAAGAUUAUUAAAGAGCGACGAUGAGAACGAUGAGGCCACAAAUGAGACAAAUGAAACAAGGGAUGUUGUAUCAACUAAUAGCGCUUGCUUGAAGUCAACUCCAACAAACCAAGCAAACGCAAUUUCAACAAUUAACCCUGGAGACUUACCUGACUCUGAACACUCAAUAAAAAUAGAACAGAGUGACUCAGAUUAA